This is a messenger RNA of Exophiala oligosperma, 2776 nucleotides long. RefSeq lists its product as uncharacterized. The transcript has a single exon. Gene Ontology annotation, molecular function: ATP binding; DNA binding; DNA ligase (ATP) activity. Gene Ontology annotation, cellular component: DNA ligase III-XRCC1 complex. Gene Ontology annotation, biological process: mitochondrial DNA repair; DNA biosynthetic process; lagging strand elongation. Lineage: Eukaryota; Fungi; Ascomycota; Eurotiomycetes; Chaetothyriales; Herpotrichiellaceae. The record is from RefSeq and is a predicted model, not a curated record. Bases 69 to 2714 code for a protein of 881 amino acids.
GACAAAAUGGUUGACGUGUACAAAUAAAACUCCAAGAUAUCGCACCGGCGAUAUCGCUGGUGUCGAAUAUGGAGAGUCCAUCCAAGAGAAGAAAGAAAAAUGAUACCAAACCCACACCAAUCACACAUCGCAGUCUCGAUUUCUUCUUCCGUAAACAAGGCCCUUCGAACGAAGUCAAUGGCACUUUCAAGGGGACUGGAGCCCUGGAAAAGUCAGACAAUAUUGACGAUGAUCAAUCUCCAUCGGAACAAACGCUGACAGACGAGGAACUGGCAAGAAAGCUGCAGGAAGAAUGGGCAAGAGAAGAUGGACAAGGCAAUGACGAGAUUACCAACAGCGAAGAACGGCCAGACCCGACCCAUGCUCAAGAGAUAGAACACAACAUGGAGGAAAACAAAAAAGACUUUGUCACAGCUGCACUCGACAGGUCUGAUCCAAUUUCUCAAGCCAUCCCGAUUGAGAAUAAAAAGAGUGUGCUAGGACUACAGUCGACGGCUUCAGACGAAGACAAAAUUACGUUAACGGUGCCCUUUGAUCAAAGUCCCUUGACGUUCGACCCUUCACAGUAUGUAUCCGAGCUGAAAAGCCAUUGGGCUGCCGAUGGUGGCGACGCAUCGUAUGCUUUGCUUACUCGGUGCUUUUAUCUUGUCAACUCCACUCAAAGCCGGAUCAAGAUCGUUGACACUCUUGUCAAUUGUUUGCGGCUCAUCAUAGAAGCAGACCCCAAAAGUUUACUUCCUGCGGUGUGGCUGGCCACGAACUCGAUCGCACCGCCAUAUAUCUCUCUCGAGUUGGGCCUCGGCGGCUCAGCCAUCUCGAAAGCCUUAAAGAAAGUAUGUGGUCUUGAUAGUGCAGGGCUGAAAACCCUCUACGAUAAGCAUGGAGACGCUGGGGAUGUCGCCUUCGAGGCCAAGAAGAAACAGAGCUUUACUUUGAGGAAGCCGAAGCCGCUCACUAUCAAUGGCGCAUAUCAGACACUGGUCAAAAUAGCGAACAGCAAAGGUCAUGGCAGUGUCGAGCAGAAGCAACGGCUGGUGGAACGCUUACUACAAGAUGCCCGCGGCCCAGAGGAAAGCAGAUACAUAGUGAGGACUUUGGUACAACAUCUCAGAAUAGGAGCUGUAAAAACAACGAUGCUGAUCGCACUUGCCCGGGCAUUCCGACUUUCACGACCAGAGGGAGCGGAUUUUACGAUCAUGGAUGCUUCCGAACUGGCGAAACUGAAGAAGGAAGACUUGGCCGUUGUAUGGUCCAAAGCGGAAGAAGUUGUUAAGACUUGCUUUGCGCGGCGCCCGAACUAUAACGACCUCGUCCCUGGACUCCUGGAAGUCGGCGUGUCAGAUGAGUUGCUAUUACGCUGCGGCUUAGCUCUACAUAUCCCUCUUCGACCGAUGUUGGGCAGCAUUACUCGAGAUCUCAGCGAGAUGCUCACCAAAUUGCAGGGUCGAGACUUCAGUUGUGAGUACAAGUACGAUGGCCAAAGAGCUCAAGUACAUUGUGACGAAGCAGGAAAGGUUUCAAUUUUUUCUCGUCACCUGGAAGUCAUGACAGACAAGUACCCGGAUCUGGUAGCCCUUGUGCCCGAGAUACGAGGUGAUGGAGUAUCAAGUUUCAUCUUGGAAGGCGAAGUUGUUGCUGUUGACCGCAACACUGGAGAGCUCAAGACUUUCCAAACUCUCACGAACCGUGCCAAGAAGGACGUCGACUUGUCGUCUAUCCAGAUUGAUGUCUGCUUGUUUGCCUUCGAUUUAAUGUUCCUGAACGGCGAACCGUUGCUGGAUCGCCCUUUUCGCGAGCGUCGCGGAUUACUGCGCAGCAUGUUUGUGGAGAAAGAACACCAUUUCACCUGGGUGAGAAGCAUUGAUGCAACAUCAGCUGAUUCCGACGUGGUUCUUGAGUUCUUCAAAUCUGCAACGGAUAUCAAAUGCGAAGGUAUCAUGGUGAAGGUCUUGGAUAACCUACCGAAUCCUGAUCUCAUUGGAGAAGAGCCAGACCAAGCAGAAAAAGAUGACACACCCGGCCCAGCACCAGUAACUCCGAGCAAGAAGGGCAAGAAGUCAAGCAAAAAGUCCCAAGUGGAUAAAGAACAAGAGAAGGAGAAAGGCUCUCGCCGUAAAGCCCUUCUGUCGACCUACGAACCCGACAAACGCCUCGAUUCCUGGCUCAAAGUUAAAAAAGACUACGCCACCUCUGCAGACACCAUCGACUUGAUCCCUGUUGCAGGCUGGCACGGUCAAGGCCGAAAGGCAAAAUGGUGGUCGCCGAUACUCCUGGCUUGUCGAAAUCCACAGACUGGCUCACUUGAAGUUGUCACAAAGUGCAUUUCAGGCUUUACUGACAAAUUCUAUCAGGCCAACAAGGAAAAGUACGCUGAGGGAGGCGACAAUGUACUAGGUGCGAAGCCGAGCUACAUUGAAUACAGUGCCUACGAGCCAGAUGUCUGGUUCGAACCUCAAGAGGUCUGGGAAAUGGCAUUUGCAGACAUUACUCUCAGCCCAACCUAUACUGCUGCUAUCGGACUGGUCAACGAGGAUCGUGGUCUAAGCAUGCGCUUCCCUCGCUUUCUGAAGCUUCGGGAGGACAAGAGCGUCGAGGAAGCAAGUACAUCGGAAUUCCUCGCGAACCUAUAUCGGAAGCAAGAGGCACGGAUUCAAGCUACAGGAGGCGCGUCAAACAAUCGUGGAGGUGACGAGGACGAAGAUUUUGAUGAAUGACAAGAAUAGAUACCCACUUGCUGUAUAUGUGUGUAAUGUAUGCGGGCUCUCCGUACUUGGAU